AUGCAUGAUUGUAGUUCUGUGUUCCUUAUCCCAGAAAGUGCUAUCCGUCAGCCUUCAAAGUGUUCUUUAGUUAAACUAAAACAUCCAAGAUCAGAUGUACCAUGUUUGUAUAUGUGGGAUAGUCAGUCUUUGGAGCUUUUUGAAAUUCAAAAAGUGGACGAAAAAUGUCGUUCCUGGAUGCUUGGUGAAAAUGUCAAAUCUGAUGGUGGAAUGUAUGUUUGUAGUCGAAUUGACCCUCUCUUCUUCUUCAUAUCAUUCUGCAGAAAAAAUAACAAGUUUAUUUCAUGGGAUGUCAUUUUGAGUGAAAUUGAUGGAUGUUUUGAUGUCUUCAGCAACAUUCCCAACAUGGAAAGUCGUCUUGAAGAAAUUUGUGAGAAAAAGUGUGUCGGCAGCAUAUCUGUUUAUCGGUUUAAUGAAUCUAAGACGAUGGAGUGGUUGUCGAAUAGAGUAUCUGCUGUUUAUAAAGCUUCUUUCCACUGCAAGAAUCCCGUUUUGAUUUCUCAACUUCAAUUAGUUGCUACUAGUUCGUCUUCUGAUGAAAAAAGUGAAGAUUCAAGGGUUCCUGAAUUUACUUCUAACUCCAAGGAAGCCCAAAUGUUAUCAACCAAUCAAUUGUCACACCAAACAUGUUUAAAUUUAGCUUACCAGUUAGUAGCUGACUAUCUUACUCCAGACUUAUUAAUCAAGCUCCAAGAAAAAAUAGGAUUAAAAACUAUUGAAGUCAAUUUACCAGAUAUGAAUUCCUCUGCAAUUACCUCUGAAAAUAUAGAUCCUGUUGAGAAAUCUUCACGGAAGUCAUUUGAUUCGGAAAAUUGUCAACCUAAGGAAGACUAUUCUUCAGCAUUAAAGCUAAAUGAACCAAAGAUCAAUGAGCCAACAAUAAAGAAGGCGAAAAUUCCAAAAGGUGUACAAUCCAUCACAAAUUUCUUCAGUAAAAAGUAG
Schistosoma rodhaini is the source of this 942-nucleotide messenger RNA. Lineage: Eukaryota; Metazoa; Platyhelminthes; Trematoda; Strigeidida; Schistosomatidae. The record is from the annotation of a GenBank genome assembly.